CUGUAACUAGGGGAAUCCCCAAAACUCCACGCGGAUUUGCUUUGUGGAUGUCCAAUAACCUCCUUGUUUUGGUCAUUCUUUAAGUCGAUCGACUACAUAUCCGGGCAAUCCGAAAGUCGAUAAUCGUAGUUUAGUGGAGAGGAGGUCGGCAAAAUCAAUUCUUGCAAAGCAAUGGCGCAAAACGACAGCCAAGAGUUCGCGGAGCUCUGGGAGAAGAAUUUGAUAAGUAUUCAGCCCCCAGGUGGUGGCUCUUGCUGGGACAUCAUUAAUGAUGAGGAGUACUUGCCGGGAUCGUUUGACCCCAAUUUUUUUGAAAAUGUGCUUGAAGAACAGCCUCAGCCAUCCACUCUCCCACCAACAUCCACUGUUCCGGAGACAAGCGACUAUCCCGGCGAUCAUGGAUUUAGGCUCAGGUUCCCGCAGUCUGGCACAGCAAAAUCUGUAACUUGCACUUAUUCACCGGACCUGAAUAAACUCUUCUGUCAGCUGGCAAAAACUUGCCCCGUUCAAAUGGUGGUGGACGUUGCCCCUCCACAGGGCUCCGUGGUUCGAGCCACUGCCAUCUAUAAGAAGUCCGAGCAUGUGGCUGAAGUGGUCCGCAGAUGCCCCCAUCAUGAGCGAACCCCGGAUGGAGAUAACUUGGCGCCUGCUGGUCAUUUGAUAAGAGUGGAGGGCAAUCAGCGAGCAAAUUACAGGGAAGAUAACAUCACUUUAAGGCAUAGUGUUUUUGUCCCAUAUGAAGCACCACAGCUUGGUGCUGAAUGGACAACUGUGCUACUAAACUACAUGUGCAAUAGCAGCUGCAUGGGGGGGAUGAACCGCAGGCCCAUCCUCACAAUCAUCACUCUGGAGACUCAGGAAGGUCAGUUGCUGGGCCGGAGGUCUUUUGAGGUGCGUGUGUGUGCAUGUCCAGGCAGAGACAGGAAAACUGAGGAGAGCAACUUCAAGAAAGACCAAGAGACCAAAACCAUGGCCAAAACCACCACUGGGACCAAACGUAGUUUGGUGAAAGAAUCUUCUUCAGCUACAUUACGACCUGAGGGGAGCAAAAAGGCCAAGGGCUCCAGCAGCGAUGAGGAGAUCUUUACCCUGCAGGUGAGGGGCAGGGAGCGUUAUGAAAUUUUAAAGAAAUUGAACGACAGUCUGGAGUUAAGUGAUGUGGUGCCUGCCUCAGAUGCUGAAAAGUAUCGUCAGAAAUUCAUGACAAAAAACAAAAAAGAGAAUCGUGAAUCAUCUGAGCCCAAACAGGGAAAGAAGCUGAUGGUGAAGGACGAAGGAAGAAGCGACUCUGAUUAAGGUGAUGGGAUGCUAAGAGAGAAAGAAACUGGGAGUUUUGCUCUUUUUGGACUGCCUUUUUUGCUUUUAUUACACCAAAAAAAAAAGCUUGUCACAGGGGUCAUUUGGGGAACUGCGAUACAUGUGAUCCAUUAGUCCUGUUUGUCAUGUUUCUUCUUGUUCACUCCACUGGGACCUUUGUUGCUGGACACUGAUUUUGCAGUGUUUUACCAGCACUGGCGAGGGCUAAGACUAGCCUGACGUUUUACAGACCCGUUAAAUGAACGUUCAGGAACGAAGUUUACCUGUGACUUUUGUAAAUUGUAAUAAUGCCAGUAUUCGGUUGUUUUGUAAGCAGCAUUUUUUUUUAUUUUUAUAAAGAAAUGAGUAUUAGACUAAUUGGAACAAACCAUCGGAAUUGGUUGCAAGCCGAUUAUGUAAUAAAAAUACCAAAGCAAAACCGUUUUGUAUCUUAUAUUUUUUUAUGUUAAUUACUGCUGUUCCUAUUUUUGUAUUUUAGCUAAUAAGAGAAGCUGCCCUUUAUAACACGCUUUUAGAUUUAGUACAACCAUUGUUCUUUUUCAAUUGAAGUAGUUGUUGAUUUACUCUUGUGAUUGUUGUUGAGUAAUGUGGCACAGAUAAGCUCAUAAGUGGCCAGUCUGUUUUGACAUGUGCUUGUGCAAAUGGUUAUGGAUUGGAUGUCUAAAUAUGAGCAAAUGAAAUGUCAAAUACUCAGGGCAUGUACAAGUCCCUCCUGGAAAUCUUGAUAAAACUCUUCUACUGUUUUACCUGCUAUAGAUUUUAUGCUGGUUUUGUUUCUUAUUACUGUUUACACGCAUUUGCCUUUUAUAAAUAUAUAAGCGUGCAUUUAUUUGUAGCUAGCUGAAUCAUUUAUAAUUUUUCUUUUUAAGAGAAAUGUUUUAAAAUACACUCUUUAAAAAAAA
Danio rerio (zebrafish) is the source of this 2219-nucleotide messenger RNA. It is a transcript of the gene tp53, whose product is annotated as tumor protein p53. NCBI's taxonomy places the organism in Eukaryota, Metazoa, Chordata, Actinopteri, Cypriniformes, Danionidae. Gene Ontology annotation, cellular component: cytoplasm; nucleus. Gene Ontology annotation, biological process: protein tetramerization; regulation of DNA-templated transcription; apoptotic process. The record is from RefSeq and is marked validated. Gene Ontology annotation, molecular function: DNA-binding transcription factor activity; DNA binding; transcription cis-regulatory region binding.